Megalopta genalis is the source of this 826-nucleotide messenger RNA. The record is from RefSeq and is a predicted model, not a curated record. NCBI's taxonomy places the organism in Eukaryota, Metazoa, Arthropoda, Insecta, Hymenoptera, Halictidae.
UGUGUGAUAGUGCGCAUGUAUUGCAUAGUAGGCUGCUACCAGACUACUAGCAGCAUGAUCUUAAAACUUCUUAGAGAUUGUAAAUUGUAACUUUUGCUACGAUAAAAAUUGAAUAUUUAGAAGAAGUGAAUCGGCAUAAUUAAAUCGCACUUGUCACAAAAUGGAAGUAGUCAGAAGUGUAUGGAGAAAACCACUUUUAAUAUACAAAGUUGGAAUGCAGGUGUCUUUACGAAAUAGCAGUUCUACAUCCAAACUAACAAGAAAGGAUAUUUCCUCACAAGAUGAUGAUACACGGGCAAUAAGUGCAGAUGUCGAUUUAAAUGUAAAAAAUGAUGUAACAUUCAAUGCACUUGUUUCAACUGAAGAGUUAUUGGCACAAAUAGGACUAGCACGAGAAUUUGCAAGUGAUGGAAAAGUUGAGCAUCCAUACGUUGAUAAAUUGAAAAGGGUGCAAAUGAUUUUAUUUGAUUUAAGCCAUGCUAUAUCAAAAUCGAUGCCUGGUGAAAGCAAAUCCUUUGAAAGUAAACAUAUUAGCGAUUUGGAAGAAUGGAUAUCGGAAUAUGCCAAUCAAUUGCCACCUCAAGAAACCUAUAUCAUUCCGGGAGGUGGUAAAGCUUGUUCUACUCUACAUUCAGCAAAGGCAAUAUGUAAACGUGUAGAAAGAAAUGUUGCAUCACUGGUUCAAGAUGGUUUAUUGAAUAAAGAAGCACAAAUAUAUUUAAAUAAAUUACAAAAUUUUUUACUAACAACAUCACGCAUUGCAGCAAAAUGUGAUCAACGUACAGAAAACAUAUAUAUUCCUAGAGCAGAACUUAAUGACAAAUAA